Messenger RNA from Tachysurus vachellii, 2719 nucleotides. It is a transcript of the gene lamtor1, whose product is annotated as late endosomal/lysosomal adaptor, MAPK and MTOR activator 1. Bases 152 to 631 code for a protein of 159 amino acids. The transcript has 5 exons. Gene Ontology annotation, molecular function: molecular adaptor activity; guanyl-nucleotide exchange factor activity. The record is from RefSeq and is a predicted model, not a curated record. Gene Ontology annotation, biological process: cellular response to amino acid stimulus; endosomal transport; positive regulation of TOR signaling. Gene Ontology annotation, cellular component: late endosome membrane; Ragulator complex; membrane raft. NCBI's taxonomy places the organism in Eukaryota, Metazoa, Chordata, Actinopteri, Siluriformes, Bagridae.
UGUUGUUGCCUGGAGUUCGCAGGAAGACGUCAUGUGACUCUCCUUAACGCGAGCAGAAACAUUCUAGAGUUCAGGAUUUACAAUAAACAGGAUUUAUUUUAAACUUCUAUAUUUUAGAGGUCUGUACAAGCGGAAGUGAGCUCGAGCUGCAAUGGGGUGUUGUUACAGCAAUGAGAGUGAAACACCAGAGCAGGAUGGAGACGAGCGCAAGCCACUGAUCCCGCACCCAAACCCGGACAGCAAACCGCCAAACGGGACGGAGCGGAACCCGGCCAACAUCUCGUCCACACGCACAGAUGAGCAGGCUCUGCUGUCAAUCAUCAACAAGACCGCACAGAACAUUAUUGAUGUUUCGGCUGCAGACUCACAGGGAAUGGAGCAACAUGAGUACAUGGACAAAGCCAGGCAAUACAGCACGAAGCUGGCGUUGUUGAGCAGUACGCUGAGUCAGAAGAAGCCGCCUCCUCUGCCCUCCCUCACCUCCCAACCUCACCAAGUGCUUGCCAGUGACCUAGUGCCCAACUCUGACAUCCAGCAGGUGUGUAAGGUGGCGGCAUACGCCUACAGUGCCAUCUCACAGAUCAAGGUGGACGCCAAAGAAGAGCUGGUGGUGCAGUUUGCUAUCCCAUGAUCCUCCUCUCCCAUGACCUCUUCCCACCCUCCCAAACUCUUUCCUCAUGCCCCUCUUUUUUUUAGCUAACUACUCAAACAGAGAUGAUAAGCCCCGCCUCUCGCUCGUCCCUCAUUCAAUCCGACACGCCUCCUCUGAACGCCGAAAGCUAGUUUGGUUCUCAGUCAUCCAAUCAGAGGUUUAGCAUUAAUGCUAAAGGUCAACAGUGACACCUUUGCAUUCCAGUGUGUCAGGGUUUAUCGCAGUUAGAACCGUGAUCUUUCCCUCCGUCAUGACGACGGCUCUGUCCGAGUCUUCGUUCCUCUCGACACUUUGUGCACGAACGCUGAAAGCCGGAGAACAGAUCUGUGCUGACAUUUUGUUCCAGUUCUUUAUGACUCUUUGUAUAUAAAAGGCCGACGCUCUAAACUUAAUCCUCAGCUGUAUCGCCUUGUCCAAUCAGAUGCAUCCCUAAAGCUAAAAGUUUAGCAUUUAAUAUCCCAGAUGUGAUCCACAGCUGCUUCUCCAUUAACUUUUACAAAAAAAAAAAAACCCACUAAAGGUCUAAAGCACUGACGGUUUGUUUGGUCGUGUGUCGUGACGGUUGCCGUUCGAGCGUAUUUUCUUUCCUGAAAAGCCGAACUCUAUUUGUUUUGUAUAACUGAUGUCCUUUCCUUGGCUUUAGUGCUUUAUUUUAUUUUUUUUAUUUUGUUCACCUCCCAGUUUUCACGCACAUCCCCUGCCACAUGUCAUCGACGAAGCAGAGAAGGCGAAGGAUAAAACGAGCACCGCGCACACGCACAAAAGUGCGGUUCACUCGCUCUUUCGUGCACUUGAGCUCACAGACACCCCCUGAUUGUCUGGUGUCAGGUGAGAUUGGGAUUUGACCUCGUGAGCUCCUAAUAAUAUGCUAAACAUUUUUCUGUUGCUGCUCAGGAACUUUUUACAGAGCUUUAGAAUGUUCUAAUCACUCCAGCUUAAUUAGCAUAUUCUAAUAGUCUGUGAAUAUUUAUUUUUAAGUCUCAACCGGUGUCAAGGGUUUUGUCUCUUAAACCCCAGUAAUGUGCAUUUUUUGAAUAUUCAUGAGUCAGAACUGAUGAUAAUUGGGCCAUGCAUUAUAGAUUUUACACGAAUGGAAAGGAGGAACUAAGAGAGGGCGGAGUCUUUUUGUAACGGAUGUUAAUUAGUUCGGACGGAGAGGGGAAAGCUGAUUGGAUCGUGUUUUUUGGAUCAUGCCUUCAUUAGCAUAUUCCAGAAGAGAACUGGAGCAGAUGGAGAUGGAGCCUUUUCUCUGAGGAUGAUUUGCAGCAAUGAUUUUUUUUUUAAAUCUUCUUUCGAGCGUUUGCCAAUUUCCUGAUGUUUAUGAGUUUAUUCUUAAUAAGUUAUAGUAAAACUCUUGAACAGCAGAGAGGAGGUGGGGAGUCUUUUCCGGAGAGAGGGGGCGGGGCUAAAACCGGCUAUUUGAUGUACAUGAUUUUCGGCAUGUAUAUGCCUUUAACGUGUGUGUGUGUGUGUGUGUGUGUGUGUGUGUGUGUGUGUGUGUGUGUGUGUGUGUGUGUGUGUGUGGAGGGAGAAGCUUUGAUCAGCCGAUAUCGUUACGCACGUGCCAAUAAUCUGAUCUAAUAUUGCGGUAAAAUUUUAUCAAAUCAUUUGGCUGCACAUACGAUUCAGUACAUGACUCAUUAUGCUUUGUACUUCUCCAUGGAAUCACGGAUAACCACGUGAAAUUCAGUGUUCUAUCUCAUGGUAUUUUAUUAAAGAUUACUGGCACGUGCGCAAACCCCAUGAAGUACAUCACUGACUGUUGGACGUCCUUUCCAUAAUCACAAUUAUUUAUUUUUUUCUUUUAAUGUAUUUAUGUGGGCUGACACACACACGCGCGUGUGUGUGUAUACACGUUCACCAUGUCACGAAAGGGACUGAACACACUGUAGCAGUUGUGUGUGUGUGUGUUUUUUGCUUUGUUGCUCUUGGCUUUCUUUUGUUCUGUUCAUGCAUCUCACAGCGUUGGUUUCUGUAGCCUAGAACCAAAUUGUUUGAUUUCAAUACUGUUAAUACCUGCAUUUAUUUUGUUGUUGAAAAGAAGCAUUAAAGACUUGUAUAAAGAAA